Messenger RNA from Brassica napus (rape), 2634 nucleotides. RefSeq lists its product as uncharacterized. Lineage: Eukaryota; Viridiplantae; Streptophyta; Magnoliopsida; Brassicales; Brassicaceae. The coding region runs from base 1501 to 2274 and encodes 257 amino acids. The record is from RefSeq and is a predicted model, not a curated record. The transcript has 3 exons.
ACCGCGGCGUAAUGAUUUCUUGAACAACGGUUUUUCUGUUUUAUUUUAGCUAGUUUAAAAUUAGAUACUAUUUUCAACUUUAUUUCCUUGGAUUUAUCUUCUUAUAUUUGGAAAUAUUUAUUUUUAAAAUUAAAAGUUGAUAUAUAUUAUUUUAAAAAAAUUGAAAACAAAACUAUAACGUCAGCGUUGUAUCGAUAAAUUUAACUUGUGAUAUCUUGUGAAAUUCAUGUACAUAGAUCAGUGCUAGAAUUUAUGGGACAAACAUCUUUUCUUAUUUUAUAGUUUAUGUUUGCACACUAUAUUAAGUUGAGUUUUUUUUAAAAAACAAAUUUCAAUUUUCACGACAAAAGCAAGUUUUAAUUUAUUUUUUAUAUAUAAUAUAUAUUGUUUGUUAAAAAUUCUCCUAGACCUCCUAAAAUCGUCUAGGCUCCAGCUAAACGGUCAAGGCACUAGGAAGAAGAUUAUCGCCCGCUUAACACUUGCCACUUUCUCGAACACUUGUUAUUAAUGGUUUAUAGAUAUUUCUUUUUGUAUUUAUGUUGUUUAUGGAAAAUAUAAAUAAGUAAAAAUAAAAUGUAGGUAAAAAAAGAAAUAUCUAUACCGUGGUGUCGCUCAAUCUCAGUCAGCUGUUUUGCAUUAUCAGUUAAUUAAUUAAACAGCACAUGAUUAUCACAAGCAAUCUGGUUGCUUGCUUAGUUAAUUAAAAUUAAGUCAUGUGGCUGGAAGAGAUUUCUUCAAAAGAAGGAUUUAGUGACCUGCUUAGUGGAUUAUUAUGAAUCAAGAUGCCAGCUGUCUUGUGAUCACCAUGCCUAGUGUAAACUAAAGGCACUCAGCUUGGAAUCAGAUAAUGGUUUUCCACUUUCUCCUGUCCCCUUGUCGUGAGAAACAAAUGAAAAAUCAGAGAGAAUAUUUUCAGAGAAGUUAAGAGAGAAAGAAGAUAGAAUCAGUGAGAAAAAUCAAGUGAGUUUUGGGUGUUGUUUUUUUCAACCAGUCUGUGUUGUUGUUGAUGUGUGGAAGAAGAAAGUCAGAUCGUGAGCUUAGCCUGAAAGGAGUGUUCAGUCAAGAUCAUCAAGCCUUCUAGUUGUUUUAAUGCCACUGAGACAGGCCAGACGUGGUGAAGCUUAUCUACCGAUACCUAUUUCAUCAUCUCGAGACUCUUCACCGCCAUCUACUCCGGAACCACUUCCGUUCCCUAGCUUUGAGGAUACACCUUCGGGCACUAGUUUUGAGUCUGAUCCAUUUGAGGAUUCACAUGAGGAUAUUCCACUUCAGAUGCCGAAGCCUAUGUCACCAGAUCCGUAGUACAUUGAUAUAAAGGUUGAUGUUGUUCAUGAUUAUGCUGCUCAUGCUGUCGAUCAUCAUGCUGCCCACGCUGCUGAUUAUCCUGCCGCUCAUGCUGCUGCCGCAGAAGAUGUUCCACACGUCCAUGCUGAAGCACCGCCAGCAGCACAACCUGAACCAGCGCCAACUGAUCCAGCGAUAGUGGCGAUUCUAGAACUGAUGGCGGAGAUGGUGAACUUACAACAUCAAGCUCUAAAUGCAAAGCAUGCACAGCCAGCUGCGGUACCUACCACUUCACAUCCAGACUUUUUGAAGAUCGUUAUGCUCAUGAAGAACUUGGGUACUGCACACUACCGAGGAGGGACUGAUCCGUUCGAGGCGAAUUCUUGGCUACACAACCUUGAGGGAAACUUUCGUGCAACUCGCUGUCCGGAUGAGUUCAAGAAAGAUGUGGCUGUGUACUACUGGGAGAAGGAUGCAAUGAGCUGGUGGCUCUGUGUAUAUCGCUACAUAGGUGAUGUGACGACAACUUGGCCAGAGUUCCGUCAAGCAUUUCAGCGGAAGUAUUUCCCACUAGAGGCUAGAGAUCGUCUUGAGGAUCAGUUCAUGGCGUUGGUACAAGGAGAUAAUUCUGUUAGGAGGUAUGAGUCGGAGUUCACUCGCCACAGGCAAUAUGUUCACUACGGUCAGGAAGACGAGCCUAUGAUCAUCAGGAAGUUCUUUCGGGGAUUUAGUCCAGACAUUAUGAGCCAUAUUGAAGCUGUUGAGUUUGGUAGAUUUUCUGACUUGGUGGAGCGAGCAAUGAAUGUAGAGGAAGCUAUCAUCACCGAGAGGGCAUCAUGGAGUCAUUCCGUAGAAAUAGGACGUCAAGCUACUCAGAGUCAGCGCCCGUCUCCUUCCAUGAUGAAUCGAGGACAUAGAGGCAGAGUAGUUCGUGGAGGACAUUCAGGAGGACACUGUCAAUGGUUGUGGUCUGAGGGGCCAUAUUGCUAGAGAUUGUCCGAAUGGAGGAAAUUACCGGCCGGCUGUACCACCCAGCGUUACUUGCUUCACAUGUAGAGAGUGAGAAAAUAUGCGACAUUGUGUCCACACACUCAUCCUACAUCUUCAGAUGCAUCUCGAGCCCCACAGGCUGGAUCAUCUCGUCCCCCAUUACCCUUUCCCAUACCUCCAGCUAGACCUGGGUGUUCGGGUCUUUGGGUCGGGUUCGGGCCGGUUCCUUUCGGGUUCGGGUUUUUCGGGUCCUAAAUAUUUAGACCCAAUGGGUACUUAGAAAUUUUUGGUUCAGGUUCGGGUCGGUUCUUCUCGGGUCCGGGUCGGUUCGGGUCUAUAAUUAAAAUACCCAUAAAAUAC